Molecule: messenger RNA, 294 nt
Organism: Lathyrus sativus (Indian pea)
Lineage: Eukaryota; Viridiplantae; Streptophyta; Magnoliopsida; Fabales; Fabaceae
Source: the annotation of a GenBank genome assembly
AUGUAUGUUUUUUGGUUUGGCCGUACUGCGAAGAACGUUCUCCUUGCUGUUGCGACCAGUCGUACCUGUUGUGACAACUCUUGUUGUUUGCGAAUUGAGAAACGAAUAUUCAGGUGCAUAGAAUUGAUUUUUCUUUUGCGGUAUGUCGCGGUUGUUGCGGAAUUGUGGCCAUAUGGAGCCAUACGAAGGAAUCCUUUUGCGUUUUGCCAGCCAUUUUGUGGAGUCAAUUAUCCUCUUUCCUUUUCAUCUCUGCAUAAGGAAUUUACGAUGUGUUGCAAACUCUCAUUUGUGUAG